Camelina sativa (false flax) is the source of this 606-nucleotide messenger RNA. The record is from RefSeq and is a predicted model, not a curated record. NCBI's taxonomy places the organism in Eukaryota, Viridiplantae, Streptophyta, Magnoliopsida, Brassicales, Brassicaceae.
CCGAACAGAAACAGAUUGCAAUAAGCAAUAAACCACUGAAGACUAGAAUUAUCAUCAUCGACAAAAUUGGGUAAACUGCCGAAUAAUUGAAGGAGAGCCAUGGCCAAAGAGCUUAUUUCUCUCCAAUAUCUCCGACCACCACCACUUCACUUCUCUCGUCGAUUCCUUAGCCUCUCUUCUCCUUCUUCAACUCUCAAUCUCCGCCGUAAACCACCGCAAAACCCAAUCUUUAUCCGAACCACCUCUCACCGAAACAAAACUUCCCACGACGACGGCGGAAUCCCAGCCGACGAGGUCAAAACCAUCGCCAAAUUCAAAUCCCGCCACAACUACAUCAGAGUCAUCGAAGUUUCACGAAAGACCAAUCACCCACUCGCCGGUUCUCGUCUCCUCCUCCUCGACAACCCCGGUAACAUCCACAGCAUCUCUUUCCUUCUCAAAACCUUAACCGAUAGUUACUUCGACGUUUUCGCUACUCUGCCUCCGAUCAUACCUCCAGGACCCAUCGGUAUUCUCGGGUUCGGAGCUGGUUCAACUGCUCGAUUGAUUCUCGAGCUUUACCCUCCUGAGUUCACCGUCCAUGGAUGGGAGCUUGACCCUUCUGUG